Aspergillus udagawae is the source of this 480-nucleotide messenger RNA. RefSeq lists its product as uncharacterized. The coding region runs from base 1 to 480 and encodes 159 amino acids. The transcript has 2 exons. The record is from RefSeq and is a predicted model, not a curated record. NCBI's taxonomy places the organism in Eukaryota, Fungi, Ascomycota, Eurotiomycetes, Eurotiales, Aspergillaceae.
AUGGUGUCUGCUAAGAGAAAAGGCCUAGAAGGCGAGGAUGACAGCGCCAGUCAUCCGCAGAAGAAGGCUCCUGGCAAAAAGCGCAGUGCAAAGAAGCAAAAGACUCUGUCAUCUGCCCCCGUCCAAACUACCUCAGCUGCUGCAGAUGGCUCUGUGUUGCCCCAAACCCAGCCACCAGUCGCGUCCUGUGACCAACAGUUGCGGAUCCCAGAAACCCCCACCCAGCAGCCUUCCAAAUUUUGGACCAACGAACUUAGGAUCUCCUUGCUUGUCGCCGUCCUGAAGGAACUCGGCCAUACAAUUCCGGAGAAGACCUGGCACCAGGUGGCCGAAAACCUCAAACCGAUGAAGCCUAACAUCUCAUGGAAUGGCGCUCGCUUGGAGUUCGGCCGUCUCAAGAGAGAACAUUUCCCCAAUGCUACGCCAGCACCGAGCGGCCGACACGAUCAGCCGGCUCAAAACUCGAAGGACGAGGAUUAA